CGCCAUCUUUGUCCUCGUAACUCAUAAUCAAGCGAUGACUUCAAGAUCAUUUGAAAUGCUUUCAGUCUCAUUUGUACAGGCCUCGAAGACAAAAGAAAGAAAACAUAUACAGAGGAACCUGCAUAGUCUCAAAUUUCCAGCCUGAUCAACUUGAAGAGCUGACACUCACGACCAACAGCUGACACAUUGCCCCGACGAUCAUGGCCCCAACCCGAAAGAAAGCACCCACCCCAGAAGGUAAUACCGACUCCGACUCUGGUGCGCACCAGAGUUCACUGAUGCCAGCCGCAUUGCAGCAGAUUGUUACAAACAUUGAGAAGAUUCGAGCAAAGCGCAGUAAAGUGCGAAAGGCCAUUGAAACAGACUUCGCGCAUAGCGUAGCAGAGAUGAAGGCGCGCAUCACCAAGCACUAUGACACUGAGAAAAUCAAGCGAUCCGAGAUCAUGAACAAGCAACUAGACCGACUUGCAAAGGCCAUCGAGAAGAAGGCAGCCUGUGAAGACGCUAUCAUCAACAUGAUCGGUUCACUAUCAGAGGAAGGCGCAAACCUUGCUGCACUCAUGAACUCCGUCCACGCUGGACGUCAAAAUGCCAUCAAUGUUGCAUUAAAUGCUCACCAGCCGGAGAAGAGGAGAUGAAACAUCUCAUUUGCUGUACUCUACUUUGCUGAAAGACUAAUAUCAAAGCUCACACUUAAGAUGCGUAAUAGAUGGAAAGUGCGGUCUGUCACGACACGCCGAAACAUCUGUGGGUACCCUGAAAGCCUGACACAGAUGGGUUCAAUGUAUUCUAGUUUCUCGUGGGCGCUUCAAGAUAAUAGCAAUGAUUUUCAGUUGCGAGCCACCACUUGAUCAAUCUGCCCCAUUUUGAGUUCUGUCUGUACCAGUUGAUUAGUCAAUACGCCUCACUUUCGAUCCAUGUUGUCCAAGAAUCAAAUCAAAGGCCUCUCAUGUUUG
Truncatella angustata is the source of this 956-nucleotide messenger RNA. RefSeq lists its product as uncharacterized. Lineage: Eukaryota; Fungi; Ascomycota; Sordariomycetes; Amphisphaeriales; Sporocadaceae. The record is from RefSeq and is a predicted model, not a curated record. Bases 201 to 638 code for a protein of 145 amino acids. The transcript is spliced from 3 exons.